Messenger RNA from Trichoplusia ni (cabbage looper), 1474 nucleotides. Its product is annotated as vesicle-associated membrane protein 2-like. Gene Ontology annotation, cellular component: SNARE complex; plasma membrane. The transcript is spliced from 7 exons. Gene Ontology annotation, biological process: vesicle-mediated transport; vesicle fusion. The record is from RefSeq and is a predicted model, not a curated record. Gene Ontology annotation, molecular function: syntaxin binding; SNAP receptor activity. The coding region runs from base 211 to 657 and encodes 148 amino acids. Lineage: Eukaryota; Metazoa; Arthropoda; Insecta; Lepidoptera; Noctuidae.
CCCGUGCCAAAAAAGCUUCUACAAAAGCGUUGUGUGCGCGACAUUACUGCGGCCGACUCCAGUCGCACUUUGCGGCAACAACGCUGCUGAAAGCUCGCCUGAACGCUGAAACGGACCGCUGAAAUAAUUGAAUCACUUCACAGUUAUUUAAUUGAUUCGAAAUUUCAAUUCUAUUUCCAAGUUCAUUGAAGUGCGUGUGAAGAAUAUAAAAUGGCAGCAGAACCAGGUAAUGCUCAAACUGGGCUUGCGCCUCCAGAACCUGAGACCGGUCCAGAUGGCGAGAUCAUUGGAGGACCUCGCACGCCUCAGCAGAUCGCCGCACAACGGAGGCUGCAGCAGACACAGGCUCAAGUCGAUGAGGUGGUGGAUAUUAUGAAGACGAAUAUGGAUAAGGUCCUGGACAGGGACGUGAAGCUGUCAGAACUUGAUGAUAGAGCAGAUGCGCUGCAAUAUGGCGCAUCACAGUUCGAGCAACAAGCCAAGAGUUUGAAGAACAAGUUCUGGUUACAAAACCUCAAGAUGAUGAUUAUAAUGGGUGUGAUCGGAAUCGUUAUAAUAGGCCUACUGUUUGUUCGGUACCGAGGCACGCCGACAGUGGCGGCCCCACCACCGAUAGCGGCUGGCAAUAGCACUAUGACAGCGAAUACUAACCAUUGAAAAUAUAUGUAAUUUAUUCACUCCGCAUCCGUUGGGUUCCACUUCAAAUGAGAAGCUGAUUUAUUAUGUAAUAAUUUAUUAAUAAUCUAUUCUAUGUACCUAUUGUUAUAGUUAAAUAUAAAUCUAAAAAAGAAAUUUAAAGGAACGAAAUAUUACACAAUAUAUUCGGCUGUUUUUUGAAUAAUUCAAUUAUUCAAAAUGCUAAAAUAAUUUAGAUAUUAACUACCAAACGUUUUUUCCCUUCACUAAAAAGUAUUAAAAUAAUAUAUAACCAGUGUUUUGUCCCUUUUACUCUAUCCAAGUAACCAAUUGGUGUGAUAGAGAGAGAAUAUUGGUCAAUGUGUUUAAAGUUGUGAACAGAAUUACAAUAAUAUUAAGUGUGUUUAAAUCAUAAACUAUCCGCAUACAAGGUGUAGACUAAAUUUUAGCAAUACACUUUUUCCUUUUUUCUCAUUUUAGAUUAAUUAAUAAUAAUGAAACGAAAUUUAUGGCUGUCUAAAAUUUGUUUGCGUGCCUUUUAGAUACUAUAUUUAGAAUUCUGUAUCUACUAACUCACAUUGGGCACUAAUGUAUAAAUAUUAUGAAUGCAUAACUACAUCGGCCUAAAGCUAAAAUAAUGUUAAAAAUACUUUCAAAUGUAGUGGAAUCUAUCUGAUAAUGUAAUAUAGUUCUAAACACGUUAUAUUUAUCUAAAUUCCUGACACUAAUCAUUUCAUUCUUGUAUUACACGUAAUAACAGCAACAGUAGGAUAAUAAGGAAUUGAAAAAUACGAAAUAAACAAAUGAAAUAACAAUAAUACAAAUAAUUUUGCUUAUU